Lethenteron reissneri (Far Eastern brook lamprey) is the source of this 3064-nucleotide messenger RNA. Its product is annotated as zinc transporter ZIP10-like. NCBI's taxonomy places the organism in Eukaryota, Metazoa, Chordata, Hyperoartia, Petromyzontiformes, Petromyzontidae. Gene Ontology annotation, molecular function: monoatomic cation:bicarbonate symporter activity; zinc ion transmembrane transporter activity. Gene Ontology annotation, biological process: intracellular monoatomic cation homeostasis; zinc ion import across plasma membrane. The record is from RefSeq and is a predicted model, not a curated record. Gene Ontology annotation, cellular component: plasma membrane.
GACCGGGGCCCGGGUGGUGGCGGUGGUGGUGGUGGUGACGAUCUCGCCACUCGUGAUUUCGCUGCGAGUCGCGACCUCUGCACCGUGCCCCGUGGCGAACAACACUGGCGUCCACUGUGCGCGAGACAGAUCGUUUUGUCUUCUCUUUUGGAUAGAGAACUCGGACAUGCGCACACACACAUGGAGACACACACACGGAGACACACACACGGACACACACACGGACAUACACACGGACACGCGCGUGUUCUGUAGUGACCCGCGGAUGGCACCGCUCGCCACUGGCGCGUUGUGCCGGGGCCCCGCGCGGCUCUCCGUGGGAGGCCGCGGCUAUAAGAGGCGGCGGGGUGGACGCGCGCGGACGGGCUCGAGCACUCCGCUCUGCGCGUUUCUCCUGCUUGCUCAGCCCGGCGAAGGCGGCGGGCGCGACAGCGACACAAAGAAGCAGCGCCCAGGCUUUGGGUGGCCGCCUGCGAGGGCGAGCCCACGACGUGGUGGCCCCCAGCCCUGCUAGAGGACAGCAGCAGGAGCAGCAGCAGGAGCAGCAGCAGGAGCAGCAGCAGGAGCAGCAGCAGGAGCAGCAGGAGGAGGAGGGGGGCCAGGGUCCACGCUCGGAGCUGCGUCUCAGAGUUGCUGCCGCGGCCCCGGGAUUGUGCCGCGGGUGUCGUCGCGAGUGGCGCUGCCCGGCACACACCUGGACCCCCCCCCCCCCCGGCACACACCUGGACCCCCCCCUACGCGCCCCCCCCCCCGCAGGUGAGGUGCCCAGGUGAGGUGCCCAGGUGAGGUGCCCAGGUGAGGUGCCCAGGUGAAGGUGGUGGCGGCCGUGCCAGGACAAGUGAACGCCGACAGUGCCGCGAACAUGGAGGAGACUCCGGCCAGCGGCUUCCGCUCCGUGGUCGUGCCGCCGUUGCUGUUGCUGCUGCUGCUGCAGGGCGUGCCGGCACGCUGCGCCGCUCCGCGCGAGCGGCCCACGUCCUCGGUGGGCGCGGGAGGCCCAGGGGAGGUCGGCACCAUCGCCGCCGCCGCAGCGCCGGAGCUGCCCAUGGCCGUGUACGAGCAGAAGUACUACCUGCAGAGACUGUUCACGCGCUACGGCCAGGAGGGGCACCUCUCCCUCGACGCCCUGCAGAAGCUGCUCGUCAACCUGGGCAUCGGUGAGAUCCGGGUGCUCGAAGAUCAGGAUGAAGAUCACGAUCACGAUGAAGAUCACGAUCAGGACCACGAUCAGGACGACGAUCAGGACAACGAUCAGGACCAUGACCACGAUCAGGACCACGACCACGAUCAGGACCACGACCGCGAUCAGGACCACGACCGCGAUCACGACCGCGAUCGGGACGAGGGCGACGCCGGGCAUCGAGCUGGCCACGACCGCCUCCCCGGGCCGGUAGGCCGCCGCAGGGGCGGCUCGUCGAGCUCCGCCGACGGCGCGGGGGACGUCGGGCCACGGACCGCGGCCCCCACGGGCGGCGCCGGGGAUUGGCGAGGGCCCCCGAGAGGCGCGCCGGGAGGCGCGCCGGGAGGCGCCCGCAGCGCCCGGGAGGUGCCCCACGGCCGCGGGGCGUGGGGAGCCGCGGAGAGGCAAAGCCGGACGGCGGUCCAGGACUACCUCGCGUCGCUGGGCUUGUCGGGAGAUCACGGCCACAUUCACGAAGAGUGCAUGAACAUCACCACGCUGCUGUGGAACUACGGCAUGUCGUCGGCUUCCGGCGUCAACCAGGACCAGUUCAUCUUCCUGUGCCCGGCGAUGCUGUACCAGAUCGACAGCCGCGUCUGCGUCAAGCAGCAGCACGACCGCCACGGCACGAGCGGCGCCGCCACCGCGCCCGACACUGGUGCGGCCGCCUGGGGCUGGGGCUUCUUGGCCAUCACGGCCAUCUCGCUGCUCUCCCUGCUGGCCGCCGCCUUCAUCCCGGCCCUGUCACCCGACGCGCUGUCCAGCAUCCUGGGCUUCCUGGUGGCACUGGCCGUCGGGACCUUGAGCGGCGACGCCCUGCUGCACCUGCUCCCCCACGCGCAGGGCGGAGGACACGGCCACGAGCCGGGAGGCGCCGGCGGGGACUGGGCGAGCGGCCUGGUCGAGCGGCUGCUGCCGCUGGGCAAGGGGAUGGUGGCGCUCGGAGGCGUCUACCUUAUGUUCCUCCUCGAGAGUCUGCUGCCCCUGCUGCGCGUCCGGCGUGGACAGAAGGCAAGCCACCCGAAGAGAGAGGCCCGGGAGGCGUGCGAGGGAGGAGAGAAGGAGGCGCCGCCCUGCGAGGAGUUGGAGCUCAAAGUUGACGCAGCGCACCAGUCGGGCGGCGGCCACGCGGAGGAGGUGUCGCGAGAGGACCGGGACCCGGACCGUCGCCACGAGGGCCGUGCCCACGGCGGGGGCCUCGGUCAGCACCGCGGGCACUCGCACGCGCCCCCCGGCGGGGCGGGACACGUCGGCAACAUCGCCUGGAUGGUCAUCAUGGGCGACGGCCUCCACAACUUCACCGACGGCCUCGCAAUCGGGGCGGCGUUCAGCAGCAGCGUCACGGUGGGGCUCAGCACCUCCAUCGCCGUGCUCUGCCACGAGGUCCCCCACGAGCUCGGUGACUUUGCGGUGCUGCUGCGGGCCGGGAUGUCUCUGCGCCGGGCGGUCUCCUACAACCUCCUGUCGGCGCUGCUCGGCUACCUGGGCAUGGCCAUCGGCGUGGCCGUGGGCCGCCACCUCCACUCCUUCACCCUCUGGAUCUUCGCGCUCACCGCGGGCUGCUUCCUCUACGUGGCGCUCGUCAGCAUGCUCCCGGAGCUUCGCGCCGACGGCCGCGGGCCCAGGGGCCUCGGCCACUUCCUGCUGCAGAACGCCGGCCUCCUCCUCGGCUUCGCCAUCAUGUUCCUCAUCGCCCUCUUCGAGGACAGCAUCGCGCUCAGCCUCAGCUUCUAGGCCGCAGCGGCAGCAGGGGCCGGGGAGCGCCUUCGCUUGCACAUCGGCAACGCACGUUGUGGUUGUUGUGGUUGUUGUCGUGGUUGUUGCGGUUGUUGUCGUGGUUGUUGUUGUCGGGUGUUACACAUCCCAUCGACCGCACCCCGGCGG